AUGUGUGCAAGCAUAAAAUGUACUAAUAGAGGAGCUGGUGAAGGAGAACAAAAGCUUCGUGAAGAGGAAAAUUUCCAACAAAGACAGGAGGUGAAAACAGACAACGUCCUUCCAGCGUAUUGUGAGCCACCAAACCCAUGCCCUAUCGGCUACACUGCCGCUGAUGGAUGCAUAGAGGAGUUCGAAAAUAGGUGA
This is a messenger RNA of Strongylus vulgaris, 195 nucleotides long. The record is from the annotation of a GenBank genome assembly. Lineage: Eukaryota; Metazoa; Nematoda; Chromadorea; Rhabditida; Strongylidae.